This is a messenger RNA of Chara braunii, 3543 nucleotides long. NCBI's taxonomy places the organism in Eukaryota, Viridiplantae, Streptophyta, Charophyceae, Charales, Characeae. The record is from the annotation of a GenBank genome assembly.
CCAUGGCAAUAAGCUGCCAUAGCUAUUGGGUAGGCGUCAUUCAUUCGCGCAUCGACUGUGGUGGCCAAAUUCGUCAGUUUUCACGAAAUCCCUCAGAGGAGCAAGAAGCGUAUGUAUGCAUCUCGUGCGCGUUUUUUCCCCGCGCGCGUUUUUUCCCCGACCAGAGCUACUUACGCAUCACGUUGCAUUGAUUCAACGACGCCUUCCUGUCGAGGGCGGGUGAGGCGAGCGGACGGUUGAAGGGGAUGAGGCCAAGCAACGUCUGGAAUUCGGCUCCGCAGGAGGGUCGAACGUGACGUGGGGCGCGCCCCCUAGUUUUUCGAAAGGUGGUAGAAAAGAGAAGGGGGACGGAGGAGACAGUUAAUAAAAGAGGGAAAGGAAGGGAAGGACGAGAGAGAGAGAGAGAGAGAGAGAGAGAGAGAGAGAGAGAGAGAGAGAGAGAGAGAGGAGGGUUAGGGAAUGGCAACGGACGCAUGUAGAAGAGUUAUCAGCAGCAGCAGCACGUGAGUUGAGUGUGAGGAAGGGGUGGAAGAGGAGGGGGGGGGGGGGAGAGAUGGUGGCGGUGGCAACCGCCUCCCAGGGUCUAUUGACCCCUGUAUCGUCAGGAGCGAUGUCGCCGGCGUGGGCGACAGAUGAUGGCGACGAGAUGCUGUCACGCAUCAAGAAGCUGACAGAUAUGGGGGCAAUGACUCGUCUUCUUCACGAGACGGUGGCGCGGGAGAGAGAUAUCGAUGUGGAAUUGGACGGUUUGCUAGCUCAGAGGCAAGAUCUGGAGAAGAAGCUGCUGGCUAUGGUGAAGUCGGCGGAGGUGCUGGAGUUAGUGCGCGCCGAUGCGGAGCAGAUGCACCGCAGCGUGCGCGGCACCUGUGCACUGGCGGAGCACGUCAGCGGGAAGGUUCGCGAGCUCGACGUCGCGCAAUCGCGCGUGCACGACUGUAUCGUUCAGAUAGAGGCGAUAGUGGACAGGACGAACUGUAUAGAAGGUGUGAAGAAAGCUCUGGAGGGGGAGGAUUACGAGGCGGCGGCCAAGUACGUUGCAACGUUUUUGCAGCUAGACGUGGAAAACGGGCGGCGGGGGGCGGGGGAGGCCGAGGGGGUGGGGGAGGAGGCGAAGAAGGAGAAGAAGGAUAGGAAGAAGAAGAAGAAGAAGAAGAGGGUGCAGAAGAAGGACGGCAGAACUGGCGAAGGCGGCGAGAAGGGGGGAGAGGACGGUGAUCGGGAGGAAGGAGACGAGGAGGAGGAAGGCGAUGAAGAGGAAGAAGAGGGUCUGGGCGAGGCGGCGCAAGAUGACUUGGCAGGAGGAGGAGGGGGAGGGGGGAGAAGUGGCGCUGGGGCGCUGGCGGCGCAUUUCGGUGGUGAAAGUGGGUUGUCGGAGCAGCGCGCGCAGCUGUUGCAGUCGAAGAAGACGCUGGAGGACGUGAUUAGGCGGCGAUUUGCGCAGGCGGCGGAGGUGCGCGAUCAUGCGGGAGCGGUGCGGUUCGCGCGGCUCUUCGGACCGCUGGGGUUGGAAGAGGAGGGGGCGCGCGCCUUCACGUCGUACCUGCGCGGGGUGGUUGCCGCGCGCGCAGCGGAAGAGUUCGACGCACUGACCCGCGCCUUGGAGGCCGCCGCUCCCCCGCUGAUCCCCGCGCUUGGCGCCGCCGCUGCCGCCUCCCCCCCCGACGCUUUCCCCGGCGACUUCGUCGGCGCUUUGACCGAGCUGCUCAAGGACAUCGCGCUCGCGAUCGAGGAGAACGAGCAGCUGAUGCUCGACGCCUUCGGCGAGGAGUCGCUGGCUAACGCGGUGAAGGAGCUGCAAGCGGAGUGCGACGUGCGCGGCGGCAAGCUGCUGAAGUUGUACGUCUCAUCUCGUCGGCUGACGUGGCUUGUCAAGGAGGUGAACGAGCGCAAGGCGCGGGCGGGCGGCGGCGGCGGAGUCGUCGCUGGAGUCGUCGCCGUCGGGGGCAAUGGCGACGAUUCCCGCCCCGAUCCGCGCGAGGUGGAGCUCCAUCUAGAGGAAAUGCUCGUGAUCGCGCAGCGGAGCGAGGAGUACGCGCAGUUCAUGACGGAGAAGCUGCGCGAGGCGGAGGCGGCGAGCUCUAGCGCACAGAUGAGCCCCAGAGCCGCCAAUCUGUUGCGCCGCAGCGGAUUCAAUCGCGCCGUCCAAGAGGUGAUCGGGUGUUAUAUAGUCCUAGAGGAGUACUUCAUGGUGGAGAAUGUGGCCAAGGCCAUCCAGAUCGACGAACCGAUGGCGGAAUCGUUGACCACAUCCAUGGUGGAUGACGUGUUCUACAUACUGCAGAACUGCGCGCGGCGCGCAAUAUGCACGGGGAACGUGCAGUGCGCGCUGGCGGUGGUGAACAACGUGAGCAAUUUGCUGGGGAACGAGUACAAGGAGGCGCUGCAGCGGAAGCUGCGCGAGCCCAAUCUUGCGGCCAAGCUGUUUGCGGCGGCGACGGCGGCGGGGGGAGUCGGGGGCGGCGGCGGAGCUGGAGGGGGACCCGGCGGAGGAGGGGUAGCUGGCACGGGAAUGGCGCGCGGGGGCGCGGACAUCGCCACCGCGCUCAAUAAUGCUGACGUCAGCACGGAAUACGUUCUCAAGCUGCGGCACGAGCUCGAAGAACUGGCCGCUGAGAUAUUCACAGCGGCAGCGGACAGGGAGAAAUUGAAGAGUUGCUUUGGAGAGUUGUCAGAAACAAGUAACAUUUUUAGAAAAGUGGCAAUGGCUGGUUUGGACCAGCUGACUAACACAAUCACUCCACGGGUCCGUGUCGUCCUCGAUGGUGUCGCGGCGGUGGACUACGAGCUUACCGAGUCGCAGUAUGCAGAGAAUGAAGUUAAUGACCCAUGGGUGCAGCUGCUCCUGCACACGGUGGAGACAAAUACAUUAUGGUUGCAGUCGUUGUUGACGACAAAUAACUACGAUGCGCUCAUAUUGUCGAUUGUCGACUUCAUCGUGAAGAGACUGGAAGCCCUGAUGUCGCAGAAGCGGUUCAAUCAACUGGGGGGCCUGCAGUUGGAUCGUGACGCGAGGACGCUGGUAUCUCAUUUCUCGACGAUGACGCAGCGGACAGUCCGUGACAAAUUUGCACGGCUAACGCAAAUGGCGACGAUACUCAACUUGGAAAAGGUGUCCGAGAUUUUGGACUACUGGGGCGAAAACUCGGGACCUAUGACGUGGCGACUGACUCCGGCGGAGGUCCGCAGGGUUCUUUUGCUACGAGUCGACUUCAAACGGGAGCUGGUCGAAAGUCUAAAGCUCUAAUCCUUUUAUAGAUUCAUUGCUCUUUUAUCGAAAUAAAUGAGUUGCUAGUUUCAGUGGGUAUGGAAUGCGAAUUCGCUGCGUCUUUCUCUGGUUAGUAGUGAGAUCGACGGAGUGCAUGCUUGCAUCGGCCAUCUCCCAACUCACAGGUAAAACAUGGGUCAGUUUCCCACUUCCUUUUCCUUCUCCAGAAGUUGGUUUUGUCUCUGGCUUUAUCUUUACUGCCAGUGGGGUAUCUUUCAGUUUUUCAAUUCACUGCAAAGGAUUGUGUAUCGGGGAAAAGAGCGCAUGGUACAGUCGAA